Molecule: messenger RNA, 852 nt
Organism: Apiotrichum porosum
Lineage: Eukaryota; Fungi; Basidiomycota; Tremellomycetes; Trichosporonales; Trichosporonaceae
Exons: 3
Coding region: 1-852 (283 amino acids)
Source: RefSeq, a predicted model, not a curated record
AUGGUCCUCGCCUUUAACCUCUGCUUCUUCGUCAUCCUGGGCUCCGGCAGCAAUAAGCUUUAUCGCAAGACCCGUCUGCGUAUUCAGGCCACGGGAGCGACGGUCGUGUCGUCCCUCAACGACCCACGGACCACCCACGCCCUCCUUGCUCCGAGCCCCUCGAUCUUCAUGCAACAGUGCCAGACGCGCCCACCCGAGACUCUUGAGGACGAACUCCGCUACCAGUUCUCCAAAGCUCAGGCCAAGGACAUUCCCGUUCUGGAUUUCAAGUUCCUCGCCCACUGCGUCGUGGCCGGGCAUGUUGUCGGGCCAGAGAGGGCCUAUUUCGGUUGCCUCGUUAACCUUGACGAGUUUCUCGUCGACGCGACCCUCGCGACCCUCUCGACCGGCCCGGCCCCCACUCCCAAACCCGUGGGGCGCAUCCAGGCCACCGACAUCCCCGUCCCCGCUGCCGAGUCGGCGACCCAGGCCACCGACAUCCCCGUCCCCGCUGCCGAGUCGGCGACGGGCGACCACACCGGCCUCCCCUUGCCUGAGCUCGCCAUGCCCGCCAUCGUCAGGGCACGUCCAGGCUGGGCAACUCGUACCGGCACCGCCUCAGUGUCGGCCGCAUCGGCAGCUGCACGCUCCCUUGUGGGAUCCAUUCUCCCCGUGGCUGGCAACAUGGCCACGCAAGGUGCGAGGGCGGGUUUGGCCAACCCCGACCGUCGCAUCGCUGCCGCUCUCAGCGCUGCGGGUGAGACAGUGCUCGAGGACGUCCCCAAGGCCCUGCGCACCGCCGGGGGUGUCGCUGCUGUCGCCUUCCGCGAAGCGCUCUUCCAGGAUGAGGCCGUUGAGGAGGAUGCCCAAUAA